This is a messenger RNA of Branchiostoma belcheri (Belcher's lancelet), 2127 nucleotides long. RefSeq lists its product as uncharacterized. The coding region runs from base 1 to 2127 and encodes 708 amino acids. The transcript is spliced from 4 exons. The record is from RefSeq and is a predicted model, not a curated record. Lineage: Eukaryota; Metazoa; Chordata; Leptocardii; Amphioxiformes; Branchiostomatidae.
AUGCCGAAACACCGUCCGACUGAGAUCUCACUCAUCGACAAUCUUCGUCUUCUGGCGGACGAUCCAAACGUGGCCAGCGUCAGAUGGGGGGAAGACGACAGGGAGUUGGUGCUGCGGGAAGGCAGGUAUGUCGUGGAGGUGCUGAAGAGAAGAAACCGACUGCUGCCAGUCACCGUGUUCAGCACCCUAGCGGAGAAGAUGGUUCAACACGGGCUCGUCUGGACGGAGUCCCGCCUCGUGGAGGGGGACGUGGAGCACAGCUUCAAGAUGGAGCACACCGAGCAAGACACAGACCUAAGACGCCUUGCAACAGACAUCGUCGCGUCUUCCUCCAUUCCGGACGAGUCGCCAGUCGGGUCCGUGCGUCCCCCCGCUGCCUUCCUCCCGGCCAGACGCCGUGUGUCCAGCACCAUGCUGGUGGACGCCACGGACUGCCGCCGCUGGACUGGUCAGAUCCCGGGCACGGACUCGUCACCGGACAUCUCCGACGACGAGCUGACGUCAUUCCUGGGCGAGGCCCGACCAAAUAGCAGUGAGGAGGAGGAAAUGGUCAUGCAGCUGGAGAGAAAUCUACAAGACUACACGUCCGGUUCCUCGAGCAGCGACCUUGAGACGCUGGGGUCUCCUGAAGACGUUGGUAGCAGCGACCUGCCCGCGUUUGCGAUGGAAAAAUCAGACGUUGAGCAACAGGAUGAGAACCGAAAUAUGGCGAGGGCAAAAACACACGGGGAAACCGCCCCGGGAACAUGGCUGCUUUCUCCUGGGGAGGUUCUGGACAGCAGCACUGCUAAGUUUGAAGUAGGAAACGUCCCUGUGUUUGAUGGAGACGAGAAAGAACAAGAGCUGUUAAGAAAGAUGUUAGCGGCACACAGACAGGAAGAUCUGGUGGUCUGUCCUCCUGUUGUCUGUGAGAGCACUGCGGCGAUGUCUGAUGUCAUCACAUCUAUUGUGCAAGAAGAAAAAGAGAUGAUGAUGAUGUCGAGCCCCCCGGGAAUCUCUUCUAGUCUUCAUGGCGAUACGUUAGAAGGCAGCGAUGACGCCAGACUGAGAGAAGACCUGCCAAUCAUAAUACAAGAGGCGGGGUUUUCCAUUCCGGAGAUGUCUUUGACUAAUCUAGAGGAACAGGAUCUAAGUGACCCUCAGCGGACUAAGAAACGGAAAGUGGAAUCUCCAUCUUUCUUAACUCAACUUCUUACCGAGCACCAGAAUCUCUAUCUGGGACAUGAGCUCCGUCAGUCUACAAGUGCGCCAACAAGUCCACCGAAUAGAGAGGAGACAGAGCGAGUUUCUCCGGGCCAGUUGUUGGAAGACCCACAUCUGACAACCAUAUCGCCCAAGCCUGCCACUCCGGCUGAUUCUACCGACAGUUUCCUGGACUUGCUGGGAUACGAAGAAGAUUCGCACGCUCGGAGCACGGCAGAGGACGGGACCAAGAGACGCCGGGCGGAGAACAAGGGGACCACGGUGGAACGCGUGGACCUGGUGGAAGCCCCACCCGCCACCCGUGCUUACAGCCCGUACACCGACGGUCACCAGCGGCCUCACGUGGACAGGCAGCCGGCGAUUGGGUACGUACACGCUACUAAGCCCAAGCUUGUGGAAGAGCUGUUUGUAAACGCAGCAAAAUUGUGGCAAUGUGAAGUGCCGAGCGUUGUUACAGACAUCAGUGAUGUGGUGGCAGGUGACGCCGCCGACGUUUCUCCUCAGUUUUCCUUUUUCGAUCAGCUUUUCUACGAGGAAAUAGAAACACCGUGCCCAGCCACAACCACGGAAUUUGUCCCAAGAAGCCCGUCAAUCCAAUCUCCUCUUGCCGUCAGAAGCAAGAGAAGUUCUCCUGACGAUCACAGCAGUGAGAGAACCACAGAUGUUCCCACCUCCGCCCUGCUCGCCGACAUCGCGGAACUGGUGGACAACCUGACAGCUGCGGACAGUCAACCAGAACCGGACAACGUCAGGGGUACCGAAAGGCACUCACCCGUUACCAUAGCAACAGCAUCGGAACUGGAAGAUGUGUCUCGUUGCCAUGGUAACCAGGUGUGUUGGGACUUUCCUCCAGACUUCUCCACUCUCCAGGCCAUCUGGAUGGAGGACUGGCCCCUGGACCACCGGGCGGAGCAAACGGUUUAA